AUUGCCCUGGUCCCGACCCAUCGAACAGACAACAGUGAGCCGGGCGCAUUUCAGAACCUGAGAGCUGUCCAUCGUGCACGAGCCAGUUGAAAAGUGACGGGGAUAAUGGCCAAGGUGAGGCAGGUGGGCUUACUGGCAGCCGGCUGUCAGCCCUGGAACAAAGACGUGUGUGCUGCUAGUGGAGACCGCUUCGCCUACUGUGCUACUUUGGCUAUAUACGUCUACCAGUUGGAUCAGCAGUACAAUGAGUUUAAGUUGAGGUCCAUCAUGUCAGAACACAAGAAGACCAUAACAGCUAUCAGCUGGUGUCCUGACAACCCUGAUCUAUUUGCGUCAGCAUCAGCUGAUAACCUGCUCAUCGUGUGGAACGUAGCAGAACAGAAGACUGUUGCCAGACUGGACAAUACCAAAGGUGUUCCUGCAUCAGUGAGUUGGUGCUGGAACUUUUCUGACAGAGUGGCGUUUGUCUCCCAACGUGGCCCGCUAUAUAUCUGGGUAUAUGGGGGUGCUGACCCUGGGGUCACAGUGCAUAAAGAAGCCCACUCCUUCCUAUCUGAUAUCUGUCUCUUCAGAUGGCACCCCACCAAGAAAGAGAAACUUGUGUUUGGACACACAGAUGGAAGUUUGUCUGUUUUUCAGCCAGGGAGUAAAGGCCAAAAGCAUGUGUUGCGUCCAGAGUCGUUAGAAGGGACAGAUGAAGAGGACCCAGUCAGUGCUCUUGAAUGGGACCCUUUGUCAACUGACUACUUAUUGGUGUCUAACCUUCAUAAUGGCAUCAGGCUGGUGGACAGCGAGGCCUUGGCUUGUAUCACCGUUUUCUGCUUCCCCUCAGCUGCUGCAUCAGUUCAGUGUUUGGCAUGGGUCCCGUCUGCACCAGGCAUGUUCAUCACUGGAGACUCCCAGGUUGGAGUCUUGAGGGUAUGGAAUGUGUCACGCGCCACUCCUUUGGACAGCUUUAAACUGAAAAAAAAUGGAUUUCAUGCUUUGCAUGUCUUAAACUCCCCGCUUGCUAAGAAAGCUCAGAGUUCCUGUUCUCCCAGUGAAGGUCACCACAUCAGUUCCACCAGUGAGGCUGUACCUCCUCCAACCUUGACUCAGAACUGGUCCUUCUCUCUGCCUCCCGGCCAUGCCGUGUGCUGUUUUAUGGAUGGAGGAGUGGGACUCUAUGACAUGGGUGCCAAGAAAUGGGACUUCCUACGGGACUUGGGUCAUGUAGAGACUAUUUUUGACUGUAAAUUUAAGCCAGAUGACCACAACCUACUGGCCACAGCUAGUUUUGAUGGAACCAUCAAAAUCUGGGACACAGACACACUAACAGCGGUUUACACCUCCCCCGGCAAUGAAGGAGUGGUCUAUUCCCUGUCCUGGGCUCCAGGAGACCUGAACUGCAUUGCAGGCGCAACAUCUCGAAAUGGAGCGUUCAUCUGGGACGUCCGGAAAGGAAAGAUCAUCACUCGCUUUAAUGAGCAUGGUAAGAAUGGUAUAUUCUGUAUAUCAUGGAGCCAUAAGGAUUCUAAGAGGAUUGCUACUUGUAGUGGAGAUGGAUUCUGUAUCAUCCGGACCAUUGACGGUAAAAUCCUCCAUAAGUACAAACAUCCUGCUGCUGUGUUUGGUUGUGAUUGGAGCCAGAACAACAAAGAUAUGAUAGCAACGGGCUGUGAGGAUAAAAAUGUUCGUGUGUACUACUUGGCCACCAGCUCCGAUCAGCCUCUAAAGGUUUUCACUGGGCACUUAGCGAAAGUAUUCCAUGUCCGCUGGUCUCCACUUAGAGAAGGAAUACUCUGCUCUGGAUCAGAUGAUGGCACUGUUCGUAUAUGGGACUAUACACAGGAUGCGUGUAUCAAUGUGUUGAGUGGUCAUGCAGCUCCUGUCAGAGGCUUGAUGUGGAACACAGAGGUUCCUUACCUCCUCAUUUCAGGUUCUUGGGAUUAUACAAUCAGAGUGUGGGACACAAGAGAUGGCACAUGUCUGGACACGGUCUGUGACCACGGAGCUGAUGUCUAUGGUUUAACAUGUCAUCAGAGUCGUCCAUUCACUAUGGCCAGCUGUAGCAGAGACAGUACAGUAAGACUUUGGUCUCUCACACCCCUCAUCUCUCCACUGCUGCUGAACAUCCUCACAAACCAGCCUUGGGAAAAGAUAAUAGGAAACACAGACACGGCUAUGGUUGCCGGCUCUCCUCCGCUGCUCUGUGGUAAAGUGUCUCGUGACAUCAAGCAGGAGCUGGAUAAAUGUAGCUCUGACAUCAUGGCCAAGAAGCUCCGCUGGUUCUCUGAAUGUUUUUCGACUCCUGGAGGCAGCAGCAAUCUGUGGGAUUUGGUGUCAGUGAUUAAUGGCCAGGACGACUCAUUGCUACCACCCAGCUACAGUAAAGGAGUGAUGCACAUGAAACAUCUGCUCAAGUUCAAAACGUCUGAAGCCCAGGAGCUCACUAUAGUCAAGAUGUCUAAAUUUGGAGGAGGUAUCGGAGCUCCAAGUAAAGAGGAGAGGCUGAUAGAAGCAGCUAACAUCCAUCUGAGACUUGGUCAGAUUCAACGAUACUGUGAAUUAAUGGUGGAGCUGGGACAGUGGGAGAAAGCAUUAUCUGUGGCACCAGGAGUCUCCAUGAAGUAUUGGAAGAAACUCAUGCAGAGGAGAGCUGACCAGCUGAUGGGUGAGGAUAAUGAUGAUGCUAUCCCAUACUGCAUCGCUACAGGAGACAUUAAAAACCUUAUAAGUUUCUUCACUGGUCGUGGACAACUGCUCGAAGCAUUAAUAAUAGCACAGGGAGCAUGUGAAGGAAACAUUCGUGCACCUCAAAGCUCCCAAGCUAACCCCACGACCAAUGACAUGGAUAACAGACUGCAAUACCAGAGUCUCCUCCAAACGGUAUGUAAGGAACUAGCUGAGUGGUACUUUCAGGAUGGAUGCUCUGUCCUGGCAGCAUGCUGCUACCUUGCUGUGGACAACAUUAAGUUAGCCAUGUCAAGUCUUAUCCGAGGUAAUGAGCUGGAGUUGGCGGCAUGUGUGGGUAUUGGCCUAGGAGAGGCAGCUAAACAGAGCACUUCAUACUGUCUUGAACUCUUGGCGAGGAAAUACAUGACAACAACAACAUGGGCGCUUGCAGUUGACCUACUGAAAAUGAUUCCUGACAACCACAUUCUGUUGGCUAAGCUGUGUGCUUUUUACCCAGGAAGUGUUGCUGAAAUCAACCAAUUUCAUGAAAGUUGCGGUCUCCCUUCCAUAGAGGAAUGUAAGGCCCUAGCGGAAACAGCCAUGUGUGAAGGAGAUUUGUUUUCUGCAGUAAAAUUCCACCUGCUGAGCUCAGAACCUGACAUCGCCCUUAGGAUAGGGCUAGAUCAUGUUAAAGAACAGCUGACUCGACCUGAUUGGACAGUGGAUAUUGUUCAGCCAAUCCUGGACCUGAUGAGUUACAUCAGAACUGACUGCCUCAUCAUGGCUAAGUUGACUGGAGCCCGCAGUGAGCUGUUGAUCUUGUGUGGUUACAUUGGAGGUCUGCUGGCCAUCAGAAGACAGUACUCUAGCAUCGUGCCUGCCCUCUAUGAAUACACCAGUCAGCUGAUGAAGCGGAGGGAAGUGUGUGUUCCUCUGAAUAUUGAGCAGCUGUCUGUGGAGCUGGAUGUCUGGAGGGCCUGCACACAAAGUAACAGAAAUCCUGCAUCAGAUUGUCAAAGAGAGUUGUUCAGCCACCUCGAGAGGAGAAUCCAGCCAACACAACCUGAUGGUUUAGUUCUGUGUGGUGCUGAUUAUGUGACAGGCUCCAAUCUGCCAAGCCACUCAGAUGUUCAACUGUCGUGUUUCACUGGACACAGAAUAAAGGGUCCAGUUUUUUUGCUGGAGGAUGAUAAAUCAGCAAUCUCUCUUAAUGAUGCCUUAAUGUGGGCAGAAGUCAAUCCUUUCUCUCCCCUGGGAACAGGAGUUCGCAUCAACCCCUUCUAACACACACACACACACACACACACACACACACACACACACACACACACACACACACACACACGGACAGAAACAUUUAAAGUAGGGUUGUCAAUAGAUUUAAAAAAUGAACAAAUUAAUUGCACAUUUUGAAAUUCAAAAUGUGAAUGUUGUAAUGGUACAAUCUUGUUGUUAAUGAAUGUUUGUUUUUCUUCUAAAGAUUAAAUCUUACAAGUAAUGAGUCACUUUAGAAAGUGUGUAUUUUAGACACUGUUGUUUAAUUGUUAAUGUUAUUUUAAACACAAAACUACACAUAUUUGAUCAUCUUGGAGGCAGAAUUCCACCGGGGUAAAUAUGUUGAACUAGCGACUUUUCCUUCUGUCCUCGUCCGGUCCGUUUGACACUCACCACACUUUUUUUUGACAUGUGGCGGAAUUCCUCUGCACAGUCCUCUGCUGUAUGUAAAGCCCAAAUAAGAACCUAAAAAUGUGUGGAAUUAUUAAAGGUGCAACG
Gasterosteus aculeatus aculeatus (three-spined stickleback) is the source of this 4428-nucleotide messenger RNA. It is a transcript of the gene wdr17, whose product is annotated as WD repeat domain 17. Lineage: Eukaryota; Metazoa; Chordata; Actinopteri; Perciformes; Gasterosteidae. Gene Ontology annotation, molecular function: protein binding. The record is from RefSeq and is a predicted model, not a curated record.